Linum trigynum is the source of this 1891-nucleotide messenger RNA. NCBI's taxonomy places the organism in Eukaryota, Viridiplantae, Streptophyta, Magnoliopsida, Malpighiales, Linaceae. The record is from the annotation of a GenBank genome assembly.
UCCGUGAUUCGAUACUUGAUGAGCAAGGCUGAUGCCAAGCCUAGGCUCAUACGAUGGAUCUUACUGCUGCAGGAGUUUGAUAUUGAGAUUCGGGACAAGAAGGGAGCAGAGAAUGUUGCUGCCGAUCACCUCUCCCGGUUGGACGCACCCCCUGCGGACAACCUCGAGGAGGAGAUCAAUGACUCUUUUCCAGAUGAGAGACUUAUGAUGAUGUGCCUGGUGGAGAGUGUCACCCCCUGGUAUUCUGAUUUUGCAAAUUAUCUUGUGGGCCAGCAGCUGCCCAAGGGGAUGACAACUCACGCCAAGAGGAAGUUUUUCUCCGACCUGAAGUACUAUUUCUGGGAUGACCCUCAUCUCUUCAGGAUCGGAGCCGACGGGAUCAUCCGUCGAUGUGUUAUGGAGAGUGAGAUGAAGGGCAUUCUAUCUCACUGUCAUGAAGGACCUGCUGGCGGUCACCACGGAGGAAACCGCACGGCGAGGAAGGUGCUCCAGUCGGGCUUCUACUGGCCCACGCUCUUCAAGGACGCAGACGCCUUCGCACGCAGGUGCGACCGAUGCCAGAGGUCAGGUAACAUCUCUGCCCGUGAUGAGAUGCCCCAGAAUGUGUUUAUUACUUGUGAGAUUUUUUAUGUCUGGGGUAUCGACUUCAUGGGCCCCUUCCCUCCAUCCUUUGGUAAUACAUAUAUCCUUGUUGCUGUUGACUACGUCUCUAGGUGGGCCGAGGCGCAAGCUUUGCCCACUAAUGAUGCUAUACGUGUUUGUGUUUUUUUGAAGCAGCUAUUCUCCCGGUUCGGGACACCUAGAGCCAUCAUAAGCGACCGAGGCACCCAUUUCCAGGGUCAGUUCGAUAAAUUGUUGUCUCGCUAUGGUGUAACUCAUAAGGUGUCCAUGGCCUAUCAUCCUCAAACCAGUGGCCAGGCCGAGCUGACGAACCGGGAGCUCAAGCGGAUCUUGGAGAAGACGGUGAACCUAUCCCGCAAGGAUUGGUCCACCAAGCUCGAUGAUGCUCUGUGGGCAUAUCGCACUGCCUACAAGACGCCCAUUGGUACCUCACCGUACCGGCUUGUCUAUGGAAAGGCAUGCCAUUUGCCCGUGGAGCUAGAGCACAAGGCCUUCUGGGCCCUUAAGCUGCUAAACUUGGAUGUUAGUGUUGCAGGUGUUGAGCGAAAAAUACAGAUGUUGGAGCUGGAAGAGUGGCGUUAUCACGCCUAUGAGAACACCAAGCUGUACAAGGAGCGCACGAAGUGCCUACACGAUGCACGGUUGCGGGGUCCGAAAGAGUUCCAGGUUGGUGAUCGAGUUCUCCUUUAUAACUCUCGCCUGAAACUCUUUCCUGGAAAACUCCGUUCCCGGUGGUCUGGACCGUAUACGGUCACGCAGGUGUUCCCGUAUGGCACAAUUGAGAUUGCUAACCCGCAAACUGAGCCGUUUAAAGUGAAUGGCCAUCGUCUCAAGCUCUACCUGGGAGACGAGGUCGAAUGUGCGGAGUUAGCAGUGGAGCUCGCGGACCCUUAGUUCCGCAAUUGGCGUCCAGCUAAAAGACGGUAAAGAAGCGCUUGUGGGGAGGCAACCCCACCACGGUUUGCAUUUCUACCUUGGUUUUUAUUUAUUUAUUUCAACUUUGUCGGUUUUUGAGUCGUUGAGUCAGUUUGGAGUCAGUCUGGAAAGUUUUUCGUGCCUCGGGCGGUUCGUUUUGAUGUGUGAUUGGUUAAAUUUUAGAGCCGGGGCACGAAUGAAUCAUGGUGGUUUGCGAUUGAAAAUUAAAAAAAUUGCAUUUCAGGCUCGGCACUAAAAACACGGGCAGUAGGGGGUUAAAACACGGCCGUGUUUCGCCCUGUACCUGCCCGUGUAAUGUCUUUUGCUCUCGGCAUAAAAAACACGGGCACUGGGC